UCAUCUUUGGCUGAUUAUUCCAAUCAGAGGGGUGACUAUGACGUGGGUCCUCAAGGCGGUCUCUCCGUCUCUGAAUUUUCCGCAGCCACCAAACACAACCAGAAGGCCGCCUGUGACGUCACAGAACACACAGCUAACUGCACGUUCAGAAAUCUGACCAACGUCCCGAACUCGACUCAGUUUCCGGCAUCUCUGACUUGGCUUGACCUACAUAAUAAUUCAAUAAAUGCGCUGAUGGACUUUGCGUUUUCCACUUUAAUGAAUCUAGAAUGGCUUGAUCUGUCCCGAAACAUCAUUGUUUCCUUAAGCGACGGGUCAUUCUCAGGCUUGGCGAGGCUGAAGACAUUGAAUCUAAGUUUCAAUAGUUUGACCAUGAAGGACCUAACAUUCCCUCAAGGCGUGUUCAUACCGUUGAAGUCGCUCAAAGUUUUAAGACUCAAUAAAAAUAAUCUUGGCAUUAAAAAUGGCACGGGUCUUAAUUACCCCGACAGAGCCCUGUCAGCACUGGCCAACCUGACCUAUUUAUCCUUGGACGGGAUACCGAACAACACGUUUGGGCCAGGGUUUCAGAACAUGACGUCUCUCAGAAACCUGUCGCUGACAGACUACUUAGAAGGCGAUUGCCACAUGUGGUCGCUGUACAACACAACUUUCGUCAACCUGAGCAACCUUGAAUAUCUACAUCUGGCAGACUGCUUUAUCAAAGGACUUUUGAUAGAACCCGGGGCCUUCUCCCCUUUAAGAAAGCUCUAUUUUCUUGACCUCACACACAACGAAGACAUAGAUGUUCAACAUUUGGCAAACGUUUUCUAUGGACUCAAGGAUACAACAACUUUAAAGAUACUCAAAAUGGAGUUGGUCGUAAACAGGUAUUCGCUAGGCAUUUGUUUAGAGAGUAGGUACAUUAACCAUUUCCCACAACACCUGGAAGAGUUCCACGCAUCUGAAAACAACCUCGAGGCCGUCGACAGGCAAGUCAUUCCAAUGCUGUCUCCGUCCCUAAAAAAGCUAAACGUCACCGGGAAUAAGUUUGUUUUCGGGACAUAUCUGCAAGACCUUCGAUUGAUGGCGAAUUUAACUGAAAUCGAUUUGAGCGGGGGCAGUUUUACAUACAAUUUACCAUCGCAAUAUCCAUUUCAGAUCCCAAAGUAUGACGCCACAAACAGCUGUUCACUUUACCAAAAGACCCUCGAAGACGCUCAUAAAAAUCCAUUUGUGUUUAAUUUACCACCGAAUUUGAAAUCGAUCAAGAUGAACAAAGCUGGUCUUCGUUACACUCUCUCUGGCCUAAGAGUCGGAAAAAAUUCCCUUGAGAGAUUAAGUCUGAAGGGAAACUAUUUCCCUCAUCUUCAAGGGCCACUCUAUGGGUUUGAUAGGCUCCAGUAUUUGGAUCUUUCUUCAAGCUUUAUUAAACGGAUUGAACCUGACUUCUUUGUGACCUUGACGUCAUUGAAAUACUUGACCCUGAGCCGCAAUCAACUUGGAAACAAUCUGGCGGACGACGCAAGCUCGGCAAAAGUGUUCUCCCCUUUGACCAAUCUUCAGCUCCUGAAUCUGUCCUUCAACGCCUUAACGAAUCUGCCUCCAAACAUUUUCAGAAAUCUUACAAGCCUAAGGGUACUUUCGCUGGAGAAGAACUCAUUGAUCGAUUUCAUUAUCGACCUAUCCAGCUUGAAAAAAUUGCAGUACUUGGAUUUGAAAGAGACGCGGAUAGCUUCGCUUGGUGCGGAGACACGAAGACAAAUCGACGCUUUGGUUCAAAUGAACAUUUCCGUGAACAUGCAGCGGAACCCGAUCCUUUGCGAUUGCUCGAAUCAGCAAUUUCUUGAAUGGAUGACCUCAUCAGAAGCGUUCAACUAGGCAUUCGACGACUACAACUGUGUCUAUGAAGACUCCUCCCAUAGACAAGUCAACGACAGCUACGUCAGUGUUUUGAUACAACUUGACCGCACGUGCACAACUCACGUGACGUUGUUUCUUAUGGUAGGCGGGGCGACUGUUGCUGUGUUUUGUUUCAUUGCGUUCGCUGUCCUUUAUCGAUUCCGGUGGAAAAUCCGAUACAUGUAUUACGCCGCCUAUUUGCAUUACAAGAAAUCCAGCAGAGGUGGUAGCACUAAGGAUUACCGGUACGAUGCGUUCGUUUCGUACGAUCACGGUGAUACGAAGUUUGUACUACGCAAGCUUGAGCCAGAGCUCGCAAGCCGAGGUCUCAAGCUCUGCCUACACGGCAGGGAUUUCUUGACGGGAGAUUACAUCGCUUCGAACAUCAUCAGGGCGGUGCGUCACAGCAGGAAGACGGUUGUCGUCCUGACACGCAACAUGAUGCGGAGCUACUGGUGCGGCUACGAGAUCCAGAUGGCCAACAUGGAGAGCAUCCACACGGGCAGACAGGUGCUCGUCUUCCUGCUCAUGGAGAAGAUACCCACGAGCGACCUCGGCGUGGAGCUGCUCUACAACAUACGGAACAACACGUACAUCGCCUUCCCCAAGAAUGACCUUGAUAAUGGAAGUUUUAAUAUUUUUUGGGAAAAAUUUGCCAAUGACAUCAAG
Lymnaea stagnalis (great pond snail) is the source of this 2550-nucleotide messenger RNA. Lineage: Eukaryota; Metazoa; Mollusca; Gastropoda; Lymnaeidae. The record is from the annotation of a GenBank genome assembly.